CACUUUUAACGUAACGUUCUUUCUAAUAAUAAUUUAUACAUUUUAGUUUAUCUAAUUUUUAUAAGCAAAUCUAAAAUAUAUAAAUACUUUUGAAAUCCAUGCAAAACUUAACUUAGUGGUCUGAAAAUUUGGACUUCUAGAUAUAUUACAUUGUUCACUUAGUCAGCUUGUGGUCUUUCUGGUCCAGGAUCGACACACCUGAACGGCUACUAGCUAUUACUCUAGCUCGGUUAACAACUUCAUGAUUUAUCCGGGAGAAUAUAGCACAAGUCAUUCUAUAAGAAAAAGUUGGACUAAUUAGAACAAGCAAAAUAAAAGAAAGAGUUAAGUCUUUGUUCUGGCCAUAAACUCUUUUCAGACCGAUAUUUUUUUAUGUUAGCAUUAAAUGGUUUUAAAAUAUAGAAGAAAUAUAUUCCUGAUACUUGAAAUUAAAUGCCUGAAAAUGUUCCAUAAAUUAAAUCUACCAUUUACGUAUAAAAUAAUAAAAUUGCGAGUGGCAAAUUACGUUAUUUGACACAAUAUAACAAAACAAUUUGGUACAAAGGGAAGUUAUUUAAGUUGUUGACUACGAAAAAAAAUGGAAGAAUAAAUGAGAACGUUAAUGUCGUCCAUGAAUAUAUAAAACCGGCAAUUAAAACAGGAUUAGUUAGUUCUUCAAAGCCUCCAAGUGUUCUCGGACUCUCAGGUCCUUGUUUCGACCCUUGAUGCAGGGGUGGAUUUGAAUGAGAUUGCAGGUGUCCUCCAGGAUAUCAAAAGCCUUGCCACUCUCUUCUGUCCUUUGUCGUUUAUUUUUAUUCCUCGUGUAGAAAACUCUCAGGCUGAUACUCUUGCUAAGUCAAGCCUCUCUAGAUUGUUAAUUGCUGUUUGAACUGGUUGGAUUUGAAGUAAUGCAAGUGGUUUGACAAAAAAAAAAACAGGAUUAGUUAGUAUACUCCACGUAAUACUAAAAAUAGCAUGUCUUUAUAUGGAAAGCUUUUAUGUAUAACUAAAAUAGAUAUCAUAGAUGUUACAAGAAAACUUUAAAAAUAAUAGAUAUCAUACGUUUUUUUCUUUUGGAACAUAGAUAUUAUACGUAAAUAUGUGUGUAUAACUCUGUGUAUUCAUAUUUUACCAAAAAAAAAAACUAUGUAUACAUAUUAAGUUUAAAAAAACAACUAUGUAUACAUAUUUAAUUAUAUUUUCCAAGCGCCAUGUUUGUUGUCAUAUAUUUUUCAUCUUCUUUUUUUUUAAAUAAGUUAUUUUCAUCUUGUUAAUUGUUUUAUAGUCGUUUUCUUGUCAUUUGAUUCUAAUAUACUGGAAAGUACUUAAAUCUCAUUAGUAUUUGAUAAGGAUAUCUUAUCGUCUUCAACAAAAAAGAAGAAGAAAAAAACUCAUUAGUUAUUAGAUGUAACAUAAUUAUCAUGAUAACUUACGUCAAACAAAAAUAUAAAUUACAUGUAUAUACUCAUACGGUUUAAGGUGAAACAGAAAAUAAACCAUGUCAUAAUUUACUAACCUGAACCAAACUAACGAAACAACAAAUCAAACCAAAAACCAAAGAAGAAUUUCUCCUACUUAUAAUCAAAUAUAAUCCACGUGUUCAUAAUCAUCUCCAACAUAAAUGGAAGUACAGCUUGGGCUUUCGUUACUCAUACAUUGUACCUUACUAUAUUUCCCGAUUGGAUUUGUUUUCCGCUUUUCAUUUAAGUUGUCCCUAUAUAUUUAACUUACUCAUCACUAUCCAUGCUCUUGGCAUAUAUGUAUACUGGAUAGGAAGCAAAUUUAAAUACAAGAAACUAAAACUUUGCAGCAAUGUAAAGAACAUGGGCUCCUCCCAGUCCUAUGUUUGAUGUAUAUGUUCAAUGAACCAUAACAUAGAAAGUACACUUGUUUUUAUAUACACUCACAUUAUACAUAGCUUUAAUUGUUGAAACAAAAAACAAAAUGAAAUUUCUAAUGUCAAAAAGAAAUUAAUUGAAGAUAGCUUCAUGAUUUGAUCAAUAAAUCAACUUCAAAUAUUUUAAAAAGCCUCAGCAAUGUUGUUUGGGCAGUUAAGUAAGCGUAAACACCCAAAAAGGGAACAAAGCUACAUGGUACAGAUCAUCCAUCAGCUUAAAGAAUCUUUCUUGUCUCUCUUUAUUAACUAGAUCGUAAUCUUUUGGGCUUUGUGUCCAAAUAAUUAAUUAUUAUUAACGUAUUAAUUAAUUGGAUUUUGUAACAUAACCUUUCAUUAGUGUAAGAGACACAAUUGAAAUUAUUUUCCUUCCUGGUUCACUGAAUCUCUCUUGGACUUAAAACACAUGCAGGGUGGAUUCAUAAGAAUUAACGAUAUGAUCAUUUUCUAAUUAACCUCGAAACAAGAUACGUCAGUUACAAAUCAAACUCGCUAAUUUCUUAGUUAACCAGUUUGAUUCAACGAAUGUUUUAGGUUAAACAAGUGGCUUUUCUUUAUCUUUCGGUUUUCUUUCAUUUACUAGAGUUUUUUUAACGAUAAGGAUAAGAUCGACUCGGAGUGUUUAGCCUUUUAGGCAGAGAUAUAUGUUAAACUAUGUGAUAUUAUGUUAUGAUUCCAUUUAUAGUUAAAGAAUAGUUGACUCGUGACUUGUCACUUGUGAGAAGGUGGUAGCUCAGGUAAAUAUUUUGAAAAUUGAUUUCGAAACUUUAAAGAAAAGUUAUAUAUACAGUUAAAUAUUAUAACAAGAUUUAUGGAGCAAAAUUAUGUAAUAUCACAAGCGAUAUUGUAGUCUAACAAAUUUGUUUAUGUUGAUUGAUUCUUUUUUUUUGAGCAAAUGUUGUUGGUUGAUUCUAAAUAUAAUAUAUUAUCAACAAAUUGUUUUAGUUACAACUAGACAGUAGAUAAUUCACUAGAAAAGGUUCAAGACUAAUGAGUUUCACUCUAUAAAAGAUCCCACAUGAAAAAAAAUGUAUGGUAUAUGAUGACCAACCGUUGGUCAUCUUUUUUUUCCUUCUUAACACAGCCAGUAAUUAUAUUUUUAGCUACCAAGUAUUAAUGGAUAUCAGGGUGACAAGGUUACAUUAAUCUCAAGGAAAAUGCAGUUAUUAGAUAUGGCUAACACAUUCCAUUUGGGCCUGUGGACAUUACAUUAACUUGGGUUUACUUAGCAUGAUAAUGAGCUGUCUUAUCGUUUUGCAUAUGGACGUUUGGACCAAAGUGUGGUCAGAUAAUUCAACUAACUAGUAUUACAUUGACCGGUCAGUAGCGUAAUUUCCUGAUAAAUUGAUAAACAAAACAAAAAAAAAAACAUGAUUCAAAGACCAGUCAUUUUCCCUUACCCAAUAACAUCACUAUCUAUUUGCAAUGUUUACCACAAUAAAACUAAUUAUAUAUAGACUAUAAACGAUUGUCUAAGCAACAUGUUACUGUAAAGCGAGUCAAGUUUGUUAUAGGAGGAUUGUCUACUAAUAUCGAAAUAUUACCAAAACAAUCUUCAAAAAGCAAUACACAGUUAUUUAUUUACACGUAGAAUAGGUGAAUUCUCAAAAUGUAAAAUGUAAAAACUCGGUUUUACGGAAUUCAUUAUUUGAUUUUGAGGGCUUAUGGAACAAGUACAAAACAGGUAUGGGUAGACAUCUACUAGAAACUUUCUUGAAUUAAAGAGACUUGAACCGAAAUAUUGAUAUUUUUAAAUUUAAAAAAAAAAUCAUGGUAAACGAACAAGUCAAAAAGAUUAUAGUUUAAAGCUCAGAUAUCAACUUCGAAGGUACUCCAUAUUAUUAACAAACGUUACGCUGAUCCCCCAACGUCUUUCAGGAAGUUGCUUAAAAGCCUUCUUCUUCGAUUAUUGUUUUCAAAUUUUCUUGAUAAUGUAUUUUAGUCCGGUUUUCACAUUAAUUUCUCAUUUAAAGACGUAAACAUGAGUAUUUUAUAUAUAUUUUGAGAGAUUCACCAACCUUUUAUUUACACCAUGACGCUAUAUAAGAAUUUGUACUCAGCCACGAUAUCUUCAAUACAAUCUACAUAACCAAAACAAGAGAUUUAAUACAAAGUACAAUCUCAUCAUUGCAUAAAACCGGAAAAUUAACCGGAAAUGAAGAUGAUCCGGUACCCCAGUUUUCUCUUUCUCUUCUUGUAUCUUCUUGGGUUUCUUGGCCAAUCUCCGGUGGAUGCAGCGGUGAAGAAGUACCAAUUCGAUGUUCAAAUGAAGAACGUAAGCCGGUUAUGCAAUGCUAAACCGAUUGUCACUGUCAACGGAAUGUUCCCUGGACCAACGGUUUACGCAAGAGAAGGUGAUCGAGUCAUCAUCAACGUCACCAACCAUGUACAAUACAACUUGUCCAUCCAUUGGCAUGGGCUUAAACAGUACCGGAACGGUUGGGCAGAUGGUCCAGCAUACAUAACUCAAUGUCCGAUGCAGACCGGACAGAGUUAUGUUUAUGAUUUCAACGUAACCGGACAACGUGGGACUCUCUGGUGGCACGCACACAUCCUCUGGUUACGAGCCACCGUGUACGGAGCUAUCGUUAUCUUGCCUCAACCAGGAAAACCGUAUCCUUUCCCACAACCAUACCAAGAAACCAACAUAGUCCUCGGAGAGUGGUGGAACGGAGACGUUGAGACGGCGGUUAACCAAGCCAACAAGCUGGGCGCACCGCCUCCGAUGUCGGAUGCUCAUACCAUAAACGGAAAGCCCGGACCGCUCUUUCCAUGUUCAGAGAAACACACGUUCGUGGUGGAGGUGGAAGCAGACAAAACAUACCUUCUAAGAAUCAUCAACGCAGCGCUAAACGACGAGCUAUUCUUCGGUAUUGCAGGCCACGACAUGACCGUGGUGGAGAUCGAUGCAGUCUACACUAAACCGUUCACAACAAAAUUUAUUCUACUCGGACCAGGUCAAACCACAAACGUUCUAGUCAAAACCAACCAGUCUCCAAACCGUUACUUCAUGGCAGCUGGUCCAUUCAUGGACGCUCCAGUAACCGUAGACAACAAAACCGUAACCGCGAUUCUUCAAUACAAAGGCGUACCAAACACGAUCAUACCGAUUCUACCAAAGCUUCCUUCGCCUAACGACACAUCGUACGCUUUGGACUAUAACCAAAAGCUCAGAAGCCUCAACACGCCAAACUUUCCAGCUCUUGUUCCUUUAAAAGUCGACCGUAGAUUGUUCUACACGAUCGGUCUAGGCAUCAACGCGUGUCCGACAUGUGUGAACGGGACAAAUCUCGCAGCUUCGAUAAACAACAUCACAUUCGUUAUGCCUAAAACUGCUCUCUUGAAAGCUCAUUACUUCAACAUCCCGAACGUUUUCAGGACGGACUUCCCUGAUAGACCGCCUAAACCGUUUAACUAUACCGGUGUCCCACUCACGGCUAACCUUGGAACUUCUACGGGGACUAGACUGAGCCGAGUUAAGUUCAAUACGACAAUUGAGCUUAUUUUGCAAGAUACCAAUCUCCUAACCGUUGAGUCACAUCCUUUCCAUCUCCACGGCUAUAACUUUUUUGUGGUUGGAACUGGUGUUGGAAACUUUGAUCCCAAGAAAGAUCCGGCUAAGUUCAAUCUCAUUGACCCCCCUGAGAGAAACACAGUUGGAGUACCUACUGGUGGGUGGGCUGCCAUCAGAUUCAGAGCUGAUAAUCCAGGUGUUUGGUUUAUGCACUGUCACUUGGAAGUCCACACAAUGUGGGGUUUGAAGAUGGCUUUUGUCGUCGAGAACGGGAACACACCUGAGCUUUCCGUUCUACCACCGCCUAAGGAUUAUCCGUCCUGUUAAGAAUCUGAUUAUUUGUUUAUUGUAUUUCCCUUUCUCUGUUUAUUUGUGUGUUUGAGAUUGUUUCAUGUGGGGUUGCACAACAUCAACACCACCACAAAAUUUGCAUAAGAAAUGUAACUAAAUGUUUUCCAACAAAGAUCUUCAAUA
Molecule: messenger RNA, 5861 nt
Organism: Brassica rapa (field mustard)
Lineage: Eukaryota; Viridiplantae; Streptophyta; Magnoliopsida; Brassicales; Brassicaceae
Product: laccase-11
Biological process (GO): lignin catabolic process
Cellular component (GO): apoplast
Molecular function (GO): copper ion binding; hydroquinone:oxygen oxidoreductase activity
Source: RefSeq, a predicted model, not a curated record